GCUCUCUCUCUCCUUUCCCUGAAGUGACUUUCAAGCUCAUCCACAUACCACGUAGGCUGGUGGGAAGCAGGGUGGAGGGGAGACGGAAAAGCCAGUCGGAAGAAGCGAAGGAGGUGGGUUCGUGCAACGUUUAGGACUCUCCAAGUGGUGGAGAGGAGAGCCGGGGGAAACAGGCCAAAAGAGGCGGCGGCAGGCAGAAGCAGCCUGAGAAUUUCCUGUGAGGGGAUCACAGGCCUCAGUCGGGGCAGGCGAGGAGGAGGAGGAGGAGGGCAUGGAGCGCCCUUUGCUUUGGCGACCUCCGCCGAGGGCUGCGUGCGCCCCCGAGCUCCGCGCGCCGCGCUUUCUUUCCUUUCGUUUCUCCUGCCGCGCAAUUGCGCUCGCGGCGCACUAAAGGCGAGGGACCUUCCUCUCUCUUCCUCUUCCCCCGGUCCUAGCCCAGCCCUCUCCUCCUUCCCGCUGUGGCGGCUAGUCUCGGCUGGCCCUGCCCACGUUUCUCUCUCUGUCUCCCUCUCCCCCCCUCUCUCUCCCCGCUCCCUCCCACCCGUGGUCAUGUGUUGCCUUUUUUUGUUGUUUGCAGUGGAAACAAUUUGGCGUUCUUCGGCUCGCUCCGACCCAAACCGCUACUCCAAUCGGGAGUAGUGUAGACAGGCGGGCAGACAGAAAGGCAGGCAGGGAGGGGGGGAGAGGUAGGCAGGGAGGGUUGGUAGGUAGGAGGGCGAAGCGAAGAGGGGGGGGGAAUUGCAGCAGGGUCCCAUGCUCCCCCCCUCCCCACGGCUCCUGGCUCCCCUUCUCUCUCUCUCUCCCCCCCACUCUCUCCCUUCGGCCACAUUGUUGGCUCCAGGCUGGGGGAGGAAGCGAUGCCUCGUUCAGUCGGAUGAAAAGUUUGCAUAAUGACCAUGGAAAAGGCAGCAGUAAAAAUCUAGAGCUCUUCCAAGCCAGGAGUCUCCGUCUAAAUGGGUCCAGUUAUGCCUCCCAGUAAGAAGCCAGAAGGCUCGGGAAUUAGUGUUUCCAGUGGAUUGAGCCAGUGUUAUCGGGAUAGAGACUUAUCAAAGACGCUUCACGACGAUGAGGACUUAGACUUUUCUUUACCUGCCCUCCGGUUGGAAAAAGGUCCCAUGGAGGAUGAAGAGCUCACCAACUUGAACUGGUUACACGAGAGCAAGAACUUGCUGAAAAGUUUCGGGGACUCUGUCUUAAGAAGUGUUAGCCCAGUACAAGACCUUGAUGACGACACCCCUCCAUCUCCUGCUCAUGCCGACAUGCCCUACGAUGCCAAGCAGAACCCCAACUGCAAACCACCCUACUCCUUUAGCUGCCUCAUAUUUAUGGCCAUUGAGGAUUCUCCAACCAAACGGUUGCCUGUAAAGGAUAUAUACAACUGGAUUUUGGAACACUUCCCUUAUUUCGCAAAUGCCCCCACUGGAUGGAAAAACUCUGUGAGGCAUAAUCUGUCGUUGAAUAAGUGUUUUAAGAAGGUGGACAAAGACAGAAGUCAGAGUAUUGGAAAAGGGUCUUUAUGGUGUAUAGACCCAGAAUAUAGACAAAAUCUUAUCCAGGCUUUGAAAAAGACCCCCUAUCACCCAUAUUCGCAUGUGUUCAGCACCCCUCCAGCAUCUCCUCAGGCAUAUCAAAGCACAUCAGGUCCACCUAUUUGGCCAGGAAGCACCUUUUUCAAGCGAAAUGGAGCCCUUCUGCAAGAUCCUGACAUUGAUGCUGCCACUGCCAUGAUGCUUUUGAAUACUCCCCCUGAGAUACAAGCAGGUUUUCCUCCCGGAGUUAUCCAAAAUGGAGCUCGCAUUCUGAGUAGAGGAAUCUUCCCAGGAGUCAGGCCACUGCCAAUAAACCCGAUCGGAAGCAUGGCUGCUGCAGUAAGGAAUGGAAUCGCAAACUGCCGGAUGCGGACAGAGAGCGAGCAGUCCUGUGAGGGCUCCCCGGUGGUGAGCGGUGACCCGAAGGAGGACCACAACUAUAGCAGUGCCAAAUCUUCCAACCACCGGAGCACGUCGCCCACGAGUGACUCCAUUUCCUCUUCCUCCGCUGACGACCAUUACGAAUUUGUUACUAAAGGCAGCCGGGCCAGUAGCGAGGGCAGCGAGGUCGGCUUCCACAGCCACGAGAGCCAUAGCGAAGCGGAGGAGGAGGACAAAAGGCAGAGCCGGAAAGAGACCAAGGAUUCUUUAGCUGAUAGCGGGUAUGCCUCUCAGCACAAGAAGCGUCAGCAUUUGCUGAAGGCGAAAAAAGUACCGAGUGACACGCUGCCUCUUAAAAAGAGACGUACGGAGAAACCCCCCGAGAGUGAUGACGAGGAGAUGAAAGAAGCGGCCGGAUCGCUCCUGCAUUUGGCGGGGAUCCGGUCUUGUUUGAACAACAUCACCAAUCGGACGGCAAAGGGGCAGAAAGAGCAAAAGGACACCACGAAAAACGAGAACAAAUCCAUUGAUUGAACUUAUAAAACAAUUUCGUUUCAGCACGUCAGGUGAAUUCUAAUGAUUUGUGGCAAUAUCAACAAAUAUUUUCUUUGUUUCGUUUUUCUUUUCUUUCACCCCCUCCUCUUCUUCUUUUUUUGUGUGUUUUCUUUUUUUCAAACCCUUGAGAUUUUUUUGUUUUGGAAUUUUUUAAAGGAGAUUGAAGCCAUAGAACUCAUACUGAUACUCAACUAAUUUUACAAAAGCUUUUCAUUACAUGAAGACAAAAAGAAAGAAAGUAAAAGCCAAAAUUGCCAUUGCUUUCUCCAGCUUUGUCAGAAAUGCAUGGUUGAAUAUGCUGUGACGUCACCAGUUAAUGUGAGAGGAAUAAAAAUUUGGUAUUUGGAGAUCUCUUAUAACCUAGAAGAAAUUGGAUAAUUUGGAAAUUGUUCAGGCCAGGCUGUAAGAAUUGAAAAUGGAAAAAAGGCCUUAUGGUUGGGUUUGUGUGUGGAUGUGUCUAUAGAUUUUGGGGAAGUCAAGAGGCACACACAAUAUCCUCACAACCAAGGAUCAUAUAUAGUGGCAUUUGCUUGUGGUUGUGCCAUAGAAAUCUUGGAAUAGCCACUAAUGACAGCUGCUCAUACAGUAAUGAUCUAUUAGUGCUUCAUGUACUGUAUAUGGCUCAAAAUGUGAAGACUUAAUAACUUAUAAAUUAUGGAAUACUGAACUGUGUAUGCAAUGAGUUUCAGUGAAAUAAAGAGGAAGGGGUGGAGGGGGAGGGGGACUAGUGAUAUUCUUUAAUCAAUUAAUUGUCUUCUAUAUUUAAAUUAAAAGAAUGUUUUAUAAAAAGCCAUAAGCCUGAAGAUUGGCACUGCCUGCAAAAAUAUUAUGGGAAAACAAGCUAUGAGUUCUUAACUGCCUGAGUGAAAAGCAAUCAAAUCUGAAGAAAAUUAUGAGUAGAUAUUUAAGGAGGGUCAAAAUGAGAAAACCUUUUCUAUAAGUCACAAAGAUUUGAUCUCACUAGGGGGGAAAUGCUACAAAACCUGCCAUUAGUAUUAUAUUGCUUUUUUAUUCUUUCCAAAAAAAUAAAAUCCAUGUUGGCUAGGCAAAAAUAUAAAGAAAUUGUGCUCCUCAAAAUGAGGUACCCAGUUAAGGUCAGUCAGGAUUCAUCUGUGCAAAAAAUGACAAUAUAUUUACAAUUUUAACCACUGCAACCAGCUGAAAAUUCUGAUCCACAUUGCAUGGAUUCCUUUCUGGGAGGGGCUCGGAGUACAAAAUAAUAAUAAAAACAAACCCUUUUUAUUAAUUCAAAGAUAACAAAAGUUCUUGUAAGGUAAAUAAUGUAUUUAGCAUGAAGCAUGAAUUAUUUUCAUAUAAAUAUAGAAAAAUAGAAAAAAGGCUAUGCCUCUAAUUUUUAAGCCCUUAGGCUUAGUUUGUUUUUUGGGUUUUUGUUUUGUUUUGUUUUUCCUCUCUUUUUUCCCUUUACCCUUUUUUUUGGAAGCAGGUGUUUUUUAAGGUUUAACCUUUUUCAGGGAUAAAUACUGACUGUUGGGGAACUUACUCUGCAAUAUUAAAAAUAAAACUUCAUGCUCGGGUAGGGCUUGGAUGGUUGAAUUAUAUUGCCUUGUCUGCACAUUCAGACCCCUUCCCCUACUUCUCUGUUUUUUGAACACGUUUGUCCUUUCUUUGUCUUUACAUGUAUUAAAACAUUACGCAAUAAUUUCAAGGGCAAGGCAAGUAGUGAGUGUGUAUGAUUUAAGGAGGCCGGUGGAAGACCCUGAAUUGUGAACGGUGGGAAAAACUUGGCCAUUUGAUUUGGGGGAAGACGAUGACCACGCAGAUCUGCUCAUCUGCCAGUGCGGAAACAAGUAACGAAAGGGCUUUGGUUUGAGUUCAUUGGGGCGGUUUAAGAGAUGCUGAAGAAGUGUUCUGUGUACACCCAUACUUGGUUUGUGGUGAUGGCUCCAUUAGCAGAUUGAAGCCUUUGCAAUAAGGCAACCUCUUCCAACUGAUCUUUUCUUUUUCAGUUGUAUUGGUAUCCAAGGCCAUAAUCCUGGGACUUCCAGUCCUAUAGGCUGUGAUCCAUGGGGUCUCUUAAGGGAGCACCAUCCUAGCUGUGGGUCACCAUAGGAAAAAUGGGGUGCUCCUAGAGCAGCACGACAAGUUGCAGCCAGAAAGAGAAACUGGCAACCUCUCUCUGGAGCAGAUUCGGCUUUGGGUUCCAGACCUGUAGGUAGACUGAAUACAGCUUUACACUGAACAGAAGUUGUGUUGUUUGCCGUUUUGGUGCUCAGGGUCUUUGCCUUGUGUUGGGCUUUGGCAGGAAAUGCGGGAAAGCAUCUUAGGGAAUUCCGCUUUGCAGGCUUGGAUAUUCAAGAAAAUGCAUACAGUAUGAGUUAGACGUUCAUGCCAACAGACUUGUGAAAUAUUGGGAGUGUCGAAUCAGGCUUGGAAUGACGCAGGUCCACCAGCAAGUUCAGCCUAUGUGUUACCAGUUCUCUCAAUACGUCCGCAUCUGCCAAAAGAAGGGGAGGGGGGAGGGAGAAGGUAACACUCGCCUAAAAAGAAAAAAAAACAAUGUCAAUCAAUUUAAGGGUUUCCUCUCUGAACUAGAGUGCCACAUGCAUGUUUCUUUUAAUUGCCAUGGAGUUCUACCAAGCAUGAGCAAAAUUUUAAUAGUGAAAAGAUGUGGCAGCCAGUUUAGUGGAAUGAAAAAGAUAUUCCACCAUGAGCCAUAAUACAAAAAUGGGAAUGGUUCUUAAUUCUGAUUAGUAUUGAUUAUGCCAAUAUUUCCAUGCUCAGAUCAGCACUGUAGCCUAUGUAGACAGCCAGUGGAGCAUAGCAGUGCAUGCUGAAGAAAUUCUUUCUUUAUUGCUCAUUGCCUAGAAACUAAAUCUUGGAAUUGACAGGAAUUCUGGCUUUGUACUGGGUCAGUCCACGAAUGCAGAGAGUCUUUGCCUAAGCCACGAGGGGGGGGGGAUGAAGAUUGCAGCUGUAGAUUUAUGUCACAUUGCUACAUCUGGGCUGCCUGCACGCGCACACACACACACACGCGCACACACACACACACACACACACACCGUCCCAGUAAAUAUAGCUGUAAACCAUGGACACACAGCAGGUGCACUGCAAGCUGAAUUACAAAUUCAAGUGUCAUUGCACCUGCUUGUCCUCUAAAUAGGGAAAACCCCUCAGGCCCAUCAUCUGCACAAGUUUUUUAAAAAUGGUGGCUGUGCAAGUCUUGCGCAACUGCCUGCCUUUCCGUGAGGUUUGAAUGAGGCUUAAUGAGGCUUGCUUAGAAGAAACAUCAUGCCUUAAACACAUUUUAAAUCAUGCAUGUGUCCCUCUUCACCCUCUGGUGCACUUCGGCGCUGAUGGGAGUCCUUAGUCCAAAACACCUGGGGGGGCACCAGGUUGGCAAAGACUGAUGUAGUCUGCCUUACACUUCUUUGACAUGGAGGCAUGCUAAUCAUACAUUUUGCUUAGCAACAGCAGUGUAAACCCAGAACAAAUUCAUUUUCUCCAGUGGUUCCUUUGCAAUAGCUAUUCCACUAUUGCACGAAUGUUUUGUGUACAAAGAUUGACUGUUUUACCAUUUACCUUCUUUCUGGUAAGAAUAGUCCACAAAACAAUUAAAUAAUCUAAUUGGACAGUGCUUAAAAAAAUAAAAACAACAACAACCCAAAGUUCAAUUCCACCAUGGGGAUUCAGGUUCCAUAAUGAUAUCUGUCCAUGAAUCAGGCACCCAAAGACUUAGGCUUGGAAGCUUUAGCAGGUGAUGUAGUGCCAAAUAUUCAAAUCCCUGUUUUUGUGCCCACAACGUACUUUUACUUCUAUCUAGUUUUGGGAUCCAUUGCUAUGCUAAUUGUCCUGUGAGUAGUACCAGACCUCAGUUGUGGCCUGCCUACAAUGUUCAGGGCAAUAUAUAGGGAGGGUGGAAAACACAGUGUUUACAUCAAUAGCUAAUCUACUACAGCAAUAAUCUUCAGAUGGAGUGUUUCGUAAUCAGGAAAGAACAUUUCUGAUAUGAAUAAUUGCUGGCAGGAAUGAAGGAGGGCUAUUCAACAGAUGAGGCACAAUUAAGCCAAAGUUCAUCAAUUGGCCCCAUAGCUUUCCCACUGAAAUUAAAGUACAUGCUCCACUUUCCUAAUAAAAGCCACAGAUACCUAGGCACUCCUUACUUUUAGGUGAGUCAUGCCCCAUCUGUUGACCACCCAUGGGUUAUAGCUUGAAUUUUUUUUAAAAAAUGUGCUAGGUGCUUCCUUGAAUCAUCACUGUACAGAAAGCAAUUGCAGGUGAUCUUUUCGCAAAAGAUGUCAUGUUACCUUUUCUUGGAGGCAGAGGAUGUCUCAUUUAAGUAUGCCAAUUAAGUACCUAAUUCCUAUUAGUAAUGGUUUUGAAAUGGAGAAGAUCCGAUGAAAGCUUGGCUUGUCUCUUGCACAGCCACCUCCAAUAAACUGUCAUCUUUUAUAUAAACUUCAGUGUUAGGUCCUACAGUGCCAACUUCUCACUUUGAUGCCAAAAGUGGAUGAAAGCAGUUGGGUCCAAUUAUAUAGACUUCAGCUGCAGAGAUGUGCUUACUUCCAUUCAGCACAUGGUGGAUCGUUUCCUCCACACUUUUUGAGCUUCUUACCUAUGUGCCUCAUCCAUUUUGAAAACGUUGCACAGAGGGAGUGUUUGUUUUGGAAAUACUGUUUUGGAAAUAGUUGAUUCUUUGUUAUAAUUUAGAUGGGUUUGGGGUUUUUUUUUCCCAAGUCACAGAAUUCAAGACAACUUAGGCAUUUUAUAGACAAAUUCUUCCUGUUUUGUGUAUGACCACUUUACUGUGGGAAGUACCUGUAAUCGAGGGUUUUUCAUAAAGUUGGAUGUAAAAUGUGACCAUAGCUUCGGUGCUGAAGACUUGUGGGACACCGCACAAGCCCAGAGCACAUUCUGAUAUGAGGACUUAAUAUAAGCACCUCCUGAGGGCCAUGGAUUUAGCAAGCCAAGCAAGGUGAGGGGAAGCUGGAAGAGCUAGCAUGCAGAGGACUCAUGGACCUUUGCAACCAGUACAUAAUUGCAGGAUCCAAGCUACCACUAAACAGGUGAGCAACUUGGCCUCUUGUACUGUACAGAACAACAAUAAGUCCUUGACCCCCGUGGGAGGCUGAGAAGUAUUUGCUCUGUCUUGGAGCACUUAACUCAUGCCUCAGAAGAUGCAGGCCCUGCUCAGCUGCAUUCUUCCUUUAUCUAGACCUUCAGAUAGUUUGAAAUGGGGUAACAUCUCAGAUGGAUGAAUAGGAUACAGAGGUCCUUGCCGAGCUGGACAUUCUUUGAGCAGUGAUGGGGAUGCUCUGCCCAUUCACUGUGACUGAAUACAGGAUUGGGGCACAGUUUCUCUUACGUAGCUUCCAAAGUACUCAGGCGCUUGGGUAGAGUUUUGCCUUUAAAAUAAGAAAGUGUUUAAAUGUAUGCCACCCGUCUUUCCAGGUUCGCUUACGUUUAUUAAAUUCUUACCUUACAGUCUGUUUAUCAUCCACGUUAACAGAUGCACAAGCAGUUCUCUGCAAACCUUUCCGAAAGCCAACCUGACGCUGGCUGCUUUCAACUAGCUUGUGCCUCUCAACAUGUUUUCAGAUCCUCCUCAAAGAGCAAAUUGGUAAUAAAACUGCUGCAGGCACAUCCUUUGUCCAAACUAAACAUAACCCCAGGACAUGGCAGGCAUAAUGUAAGAAUCUCAAUGUGAACCAUGGGGUGGCUGUUGAGUCUUGCUGGUCACAAAUAUUCACUCCAAGCUUGUAGCAUGCAUUGCCCUUGCUGCGUAACAUUUGCAUGUUGUCUUGGGUGGCUUGGCAAGAUGGCAGUCAUGUCUGUAAAAUGCUACAGGGCAAAUGGUGGUGAUCAGUGCCAUUGGCUACUCAAUUCUCAGUUAUAUACCAGUUGGUUUUCCCACUCAUUCUGAUCAUCUGCCUUCAAACUGGAGGACAAGAAGGUGAUUAGAAAUUCCGGGUACCUUCCUACAUUAAAUGAAGGAACUACUGUUAAAAACAAAGGGUGCACUACCAGUUUAUACAAGGAGAUUAUUUGGCUCUGGAUAACCUGCAAAAAGACAUUAGGUUUUGACAUUAAUAACAAAAAUUAGGCAAUUGACUUUAGUGAGCUGCCCAGCUAAUAGUUUUGUUGUUUCCCAUGUUCGUUUCUUAACAUUUUUUAGAAGUAUUCUUCCACCUGAGACCAGGCUCAUUCAUAGUUGUCUGUCAGUGUUCUUGACAGCUCUCCCUAUAAUAUGUAAAACACUGUUACGCACAUAAAUGCAGCACUGUGAUCUAAUUUAAAUAACCUUAGUAUACUAAAUAUGUAAUAUACUUUUAACAUUUUGCUACAGUGAUAAUCUUCUGCCAACACCCAAUGUCUCUUUGCUUUCUAUUGUAGGGAAUAAAAAGAUGCUGUUAACAAUACCCAGUUUACUUUUCCUUUACAGAGCACAUAAAUAAAUUUAUCGUUUUUGGUGUAGGCUUUGUAUUAACUGCAUUUAGAAAAAAAAAACAUAUUUACGCAAUAGUCUAUGUGGUUCGUAUGAACUUUUCUCAUCGCCUCUGUUCAUGCAUCUGUUCAUACCCUGUCCCUUUGAUUGUAGUAAUCGGCAGCAAACCAGGAGGGGAAGCAUUUUGGUAGGGAUACACGCAACCUUUCUGGUGCUCUUUUUUUUCUGGAAUGAAAGUGCAGAAUCAGUGGGUUGAUUUUACAAUGUUAACUAAAUCCACACAUUCCCAUAACUCUGCAAGCAGCCACUUGCCUUGCUGACUAGAAACCAAAACCAAAAGUGAGUAAACAUUGGCACAUGCAACGACAAACUGUUGUUUGAUGCUUCCAUGAGCCUGAGAGAAGCGACAGCCUUACACACUCCCCUCUCUUUCUUGUUAAUAGAUAAACGGAGGAUAAUGGUUUAGGACAUUGGUUAAUGGCCAAACAAGUCAACUUUAAACUGUUAAGUUAUGAAGCUGACUUGUUUCAACUAACCACUGUUUGUUGUACAGCACAAUCCCCAUUUUGAACAUAAUGCUAAAUCAAGGUUCUUGAAAAGCUAAUUUAAACUUGGCAGAAAUUCUCCUCUUGGCUACGCAGGAGGAGGAGAUCAUGUAGGUUUGUAGAAGUUUGUCCACCUAGAACCAAACCAUAGAUUUUAACAUAUGUGAACCAGGCAUCUGUCUAAUGAUGCUGUGCUUCAUUGGUCUACGUUUAAAACCACAAAAGUAGUUGGUUUAAUACAGACUUCCUUGUAGACGCACAUGUUAUCAAGUUGCACUGUGUUUUAUUUCUAGUGAGUACAGGGGAGAGGCUUGAUAAAUUAGAAUUAGUAGUUCUAGGAACUCCACUUAAGACCUUGGCUUCAACAGAGUGGGUACAAGAGAAACAGGGCUUUGGACGUGCAGGCUUUUUUAAAAAGUUGAAAUUGCAUCCAUCAACUUUUUUGUUGGAAAGAAGUAAGCUGCCCACAAACAGCCAACUGAGAGGAUUUCAUCUUUUUAAAAAAGGGGGGGGGAGUGGCACGCAAGUGCUGCCCAGGCUAUUUGCACACAUGAUUUCAUGUAGCGCUCAGGAUCUGCAUGCAGAAGUUGGAUUAGGGUGUUAUUGAAAUGACCGCGAAAACUCUGUGCCCUUUUACUGAAUUCAGACUUCUGAUGUGACUGGUAUAUUUUGUGUGAGGUGACUUUGCUGACUGUGGCUUGAAACCUGAUAAUUUUCUUUCUCUGGUUCCAGUUCAGAGUGAAAACUUAGUGCUUUUUGAAAAAAAGCCCUUCCCUAAUGCACCCAGUAUUUGGGGAAAACAAUUGUUUUUGCUUUACCGGUUUCACGCCUGCAUUAUACACACUCACUACUUCAGUUUGCCUUGGUGUCAAAUGUUGGAAGGGAUGGGGAUAGGGAAUGAUUUCUGAGUGUAUGAAAAGCAUUAUGAACUUGUACAUUUUUAUACUCUUCUGUAAUGUUUUUGAAAUAUUUCUUUUGUUCUGCAGGAAAAAAAAGUGAUGAAGCAAUCAAAAGACCAAUAAGUACAAUAUCAAUGCUUUAGGGUCAUGAGACCUUCAUUGGCCAAUAGAUUAAUUUAGUACAGCAAUAAGCCAUUUUUUCCUCUCUUUUUUGUUUCUGUUUUUUAAUUCCUUUUUUUGUUUUUGUUUUUAAUGCUGUACUAGGUAAAUGGAACUGCCAGUUUCAUUGACAUAAAAUGAGAACUGUGAUGGGGGGCAUAAACAGUGAUGUUAAGUUGUAUUUGUGUUUACCUAAAUGAGCAGUCGAAAGGCAAGUGCAAUCAGCCAGAAAUACAAGGAAAAAAACGUUGAUCUAGAGGCAUACUUGCAUUUUACGUUUCUUGAUGUGUAAUCAUAUUGCCAAAGACAAACUCUUUCAUCAGUUAUUAUUGUAAAUAACACUUUCCCAAAACCUACCAUAAAGUUUCUGUGAUGUAUUGUCUUCCAGUUGCAAUAAAAAUUACUGAGUUGCAUCAAUUGAAUAA
Molecule: messenger RNA, 10896 nt
Organism: Zootoca vivipara (common lizard)
Lineage: Eukaryota; Metazoa; Chordata; Lepidosauria; Squamata; Lacertidae
Gene: FOXN3
Product: forkhead box N3
Biological process (GO): regulation of DNA-templated transcription
Cellular component (GO): nucleus
Molecular function (GO): DNA-binding transcription factor activity; cis-regulatory region sequence-specific DNA binding
Source: RefSeq, a predicted model, not a curated record